Molecule: messenger RNA, 4418 nt
Organism: Amoebophrya sp. A120
Lineage: Eukaryota; Dinophyceae; Syndiniales; Amoebophryaceae
Source: the annotation of a GenBank genome assembly
GAAUCACAGUUCGCUGCGCAAAGUGGCAGGUCCAUGCACAGCUCCAUACUGAUGAAACAAAAACUAACAGUACCCUCCCCGUGAUCUUCGGAAGAGCGAUAAUUCUAUAGUACGCCGACACUGUAAACUGUAUACACCGACAUCUUCUAGUCCGCUGAUUGUCGUGUGAAAAUUUGCUUCGUUCAGAACACCUUUCCGCCAGCUAGGUGCGGAGAUACGACAACGCUAUCGCAUUGCUUUCAGUAGGUGUACAAUAGUCAGGGCCAGUAGACUCAGAUUCAAAGUGCAAACUGUUCAAGUUUGUGAAUUUUGAUGUUUUGUGGUUCAAUUUUUAGCACACGUUGCUCACUAAGUAGCUUCCCUCUGCGGCCUUGGUAAGAAUUACAUUCCAGCAUCCUGUGUCGCUGCAUCUACCCAACCGUGCGUGUGAGUGCUGCACUUGCAAUCGACGGCAAUUCUGAUUUAACUACAAGCGGAGUUGAGACGCAUGUAGUACAGCUGCGAACAUAAGAUCAUGUCCAACGAUACCCCUGUAUGGAACGAAAAGGCCGCUUGCAGCUUAACGUGGAGAUCGUAGCGCGUGAGGCACAGGCACCGCACUUGCAUUUCUAAUGACCGCCUUUGUUUCAUUUGCCUCUGUGGCUGCGAAGCUAUUUUCUCAACAGAGUGAGACUCAGAAAGAGAAAAGAUAAAGAUCAAAUUAAUGCAGUGAAGAUCUCUCUCUCUGAAACAAGAACGAUAGCGAAGCGAAAGCGGUGCAGCUACGAUUUCCCGGCAGUGCGAAUGCAAGCGGCCCUUUGUGCUCUUCCAUAGCAGACAACCGGAGAAGAUCCACAAGACCCGGACCAGCAAUCUUCCCACAGCAAUAGUACGAGUGUGCAGAGCCUGCGGGACCUCCAACACCAGAAAUGGCUGCAGAAGAAAGAAGCGGCCGCGGCCGAAAAAGCCAAAGCAGCACCCCCGCCCGCGGCGGCGCACCAGCCGCUGACCGGGAAUUCGAGUGCCUCCUCUUCCUCCUCCAGCAGCGCGCGACCAGCGUCAGCACAAGAGGCGGACCACUCGAUGCGGAGUCCGAUAUGACGGAUAAGUUUGUAAUGCACCCACAGCCCCACAGAGUACAAACUUGAUCCACUCCAAUAGUCCAAAGAUCUAGAUAGCCUAAGGACAUGAAGACGUAGGAAGAUCCUUAGUGAUGUAAACAGCGUGAAGAACUAGAGGAAGACACUGAGACAAGAUGACGAACAUAUACACACCCAGGGCCCUUGAGCUAGGUUAGACAUAGACAUUCAGCAUUGCAGUACUAGUAGUCAUGGCGCUGUAGAUGCGCAUAGUUGUUCUACCAUUGUAGUUUGUAGUGCGUACUCCGUGGGAAGUUUGCGUGCCUAUGCAGAUUUUCCCUUUACAUCCGAAGCUCGGGGCGCGUUCCCCGGUGCGGCCGUUGCGGGAACUAAGCAAUCCGAACGCUGAGUUUCUGAGAAAGGUCCACAUCUUGCCCCUGGGGCAAAGCCAGAGCGCGCCGAACGACAUGCUGCAGUUUUUGAAGCCCGCACUGAGCAACUUCCGGAAAACAAAACGCGUCCUCUACACCGGGAUGGUGUUUGAGCACAAUAGUCGCGACUUCAUUGUCGUGAAAACAGAUCUAUCAACUGUAAAAAUGUCGGGGUCUGGAAGAUUCCGGGAUUUGUGAUGCAUAAUUUGUAUGAUCCAUGAUGCAUGUAAUGCAUGAUCUAGCAUCACAGAUUUUUAGAGGGCUUCCUGAUGCCUAUUCCGCAUGAGAAAUGCCCUCUCCGCGUAACACAAACUGGGCUCCUGUUGCGGGUCACGCAAUACAGAUUUUUUUGGAAUCCAAAGACAGCAUGACAAGUUGAAAUCUUCCAGGGUUCCAAAGACAGCAUGACAAGUUGAAAUCUUCCAGACCCAGACAUUUUGCAAUUCAUAAGAUCCAGAGGGCGGCAAGGACCCAGGGAUACUUGGGCCCGACACCGAGUACUACUUUACAGGGCCCGCAGUGGCGCGGUUCAAGCGCAUUCAGUUUUCCGCACUGACCAAUGUUCUGAGGCGCGUAAGUGGAUCCGACCAGCUCGAAGAAGAUGAAGAGCUGAGCGGCUACAGCACGGAGAGGCUAUUUCAAGAGAUGAUCGCGCCUUACUUUCAAUCGCAUUCCGAUAACGAGAAAACCGGCGGCGUCUUCAAACUCCUCAACGUCAACGAGAGUAUAACGAUCAACGGCGUCCAGUUUGUCGUGAUGGCAACCGACCCGGAGGCUUGCUACGGUACUAAGUCCUAUACGCUUAGUUGUAAAGUUUGCCGAUCGCGGGCGCUUGAGGGGUGUGCGCUGACAGGAAGCGACAUCUCUUUGCGGACGUGAAGGACCGCGAACGCGGGAAUCGCGUUGGCAAGGACGAGUAGCACAUCAAUUGUUCAGGCAGUGUCACACGACCUAGGAGUGAGUAUACAUCGUAUUGACCACUGCAUCAUAUCCGUGAACGAAAUCCAAAUCUGACACACAGGCAUCGUCGAUAAGGAUACACUUAUUUUUGUGGACAAGGAUGAAACGCCGGAGUACCGUCGGAUACACAUCGUGCCUUUCCAAGACACGCUACCCCGGAGCUACCAGUAUUGCCUUCUUCUCUUUUUGGUCACGUGCAGUUCGUUGUUGAAACUAUUUGCCUGUAGUUUCGCCCAGUUCUUGAUUUGUUUUUGCGGUGUCAAAACCCAGCAAAAAAAAGUAAGUAAGUAAAAAACUCGGCGCAGGUACGACGUCUUCAACGACUAUUUGAAGCCGUACUGCAAAGCGCACGCGAACCAGCGGUAUCGGGUAAAUGACGUUUUCACCUACAAUGCGGUGCAAUUUAAGGUGGUCUGCUGCGACCCGGAGGAGCUUGGUAUCAUGUCUUCGCGUAGAUGAUUCAGAUUCUUCAGAAUUUCUUGUUGUCGCUAAUUUUGUUGAACAAGGCACUGCUAUCGACAUUGGUGAGAUCGCAGAAAGACACUUCCGGCAAAAAUGCUCUAUUUUCCAACACUGCACAGGCGGCACAAACACUACUCCGGGCAGCGGGGCGCGCAUCGGGCGAAAUACCACUGUGUAUUGCGAAGGAGUGCUGCACCCACAGCUUCGUGAUCUGCUUCCGCCAGAACUCGUUACGCAACUCGCCUAUCUACCGCCCGGUCUACAGAUGCUGCUGCUCUCGACGGACGCAGUCGGUGGGAAUCAGGAGCUCUUCGAGAGGCUGAUGGAAGUCCAGGAUAUGUUGCAACAAAGACGAGGUAUGAUAGAUGAUGAAGAAGCGGAGAUGCAUUUUCUUUAUUUCAUGUCGUUGCUUUGGGGCGCGAAGUUUUCGAUCCACCUUUCUAAGUGAGCAUAGAUACCAGUACAAGGUGGAAAUUUAGAUCAUGUGUACCACAACAAAGCAGGAUCCUUUAUGGCAUUUUUCAAUUUUUUUGUUCCAGGUAUGUCCGAGGAAACGAUAGCAAACGUGGAGAAAGUAACAAUCGACAAGAAAAAGAUUGAGGAGGAAGAGGGCCAGCUGACCUGUAUGGUGUGUCUGUGCGAUUUUGAUGACGGCGAAGAAGCGAGGAUGCUGCCGUGCAAGCACACUUUCCAUGCAGGUAUGAUCUCCUACACUUGAAGAUAAAGAUUAAGAUUCGUUUGUUUUAAUUCCUACGCGAGGUCUAUUACCGUUGGCGAUGUCUUUGUGCUUUUGCAGAUAAGCCGAUGAAUAAUGUCGGACCCUGCCACCAGAUGAACUCAGCGCCAAAAAUUUUGAUUUCAGAUUGCAUCGACGAGUGGUUGAGGCGAAGCUGCGAGUGCCCGAUAUGCAAGCAUAACGUCGACCGGACCAUCCGCCAAUACUAGCGCUGCAAAAAUACAGUGCGAAGAAGAAUGCCGUGGCCGCGGGGUUUCUCAUAGUCAGCGACUUUCUUGUAAGUGAUUUUCCUGAAGAGUGCUUGCGGAGUGCGCGUUUCAACGGUUAGUUGUACGCACGACUCUUCAACAAGAGGGACAGCAUUUUGGAGAAACACACACUUCAUGUUAGUUUCGAAAACCGCUACUAGUGGUCUUUUUUGCCUACCGUGUGGGGAGACCUAGGAAGAAGGUAUCUGAUAUUCGAAAACAUUAACAUUUAGAAUACAACACUUCGGAGCUGCUUUAGAUGCGUAGCAAGAGGACAAGGCACGACUGCGACCUUUGGUGUCGCUGCCGCCACUACUGCGCUUGCGACAUAUUUUACUCAGCAACCAAUUUUUUUUGAAGUGUGAGGUUGGCUCACAAUGAGCAGACGCGACAUGAAAGACACGAGAAGCGGGGACGUGUAAAAAGCGACAUUCACAUUGUAUAGUUGGACAAACAGCGUGUCAACCGUGAGCUCAGUCCUCGACAGCCCUCCAAUAACCUGUGUUCAAGGUCGUGGGUACGG